UUUCUGGAUGGCAAAUCAUGCGACCUUCCUUUUUUUGAGUUUUCUAUUCUGCUGUGAUCUCCUACUAAUUUGUGCUUCAUUUUGUGACUCAUUGAUAGAAAAACAAGUAGAGUGGGAUAAAAUCCCCCCUGCUACAGUGCAAUUAUAUAUUAAUGGCUGUAAUGUGAACAUCAUCACAUACAAAGAGAGCCAUUUUCCAAAAUUAAGUUUAUUCAAUCUCUCCUUUAAUUGCAUUGGGACUUUUCCAGAUAGUGUUCUUUCAGAUCUGAAAAAGAAAUGCCUAAAAGACCUUCCAAACUCAUUUCUGAGCAAUACUAGUCUACAAGGAAUUACAUCCGUCUGUACCUGUGACUUCAUUAAAGACAACACCAAACUGCAAAACAGCACUGUUUGUGCAGAAAUGCUAAAAAGCUGUGGAAACAAUUCAGUGGCCAUUUCUGUAGGGAUCUUCCUUCUUUUACUCUUAAUGGUCUGCGGAAUUGGGUGUGUUUGGCACUGGAAACACCGUAACACCACACGAUUUACUUUACCAAAGUUUUUGCAAAGGAAAAGCAGCAGAAGAAAAGACUAUGCUAAAACACUGUCCUCAAGUCCCUACAUCAUUGACUCAAGGCAUAAAACCUCCGUCGACAGCCAAGCCCACAGAUCUGCUGUUGGGAAAAUUAACAUUCAUGACAACUAUGAAAACGUGGAAGUGGGUCCUCCUAAAGCUAAAGAAGAAAUGGAUAAGGAACUAUAUGAGAACACUCGGCAGUCUAAUUUUGAAGACCAUAUCUAUGGAAAUGAGACAUAUUAUAACUUCCAGAAGCAUAGUGCUUCUGAAGUUCCUCAAGAAGAAGAUAUAUACAUUCUUCCAGAUUCAUCUUAGCCUUUCAAACUACUGAGUUUCAUUAGCGGAGGAUGAAUAUUCACUGGAGGUUUUACUGUACUGAUGUCAUUAUUAAUUAAGUUCUUGUCAUUAUUAAUGACAUUUUCCCUAUGAAAUUGUAUGGUCUCUCCUCUAUCUCCACUCUUCUGAGUCUUUUUGAUAUGUAUCAUUAGGAAUUAGUUCUAAAUAUCCUCUCAUCCUCCUUGCUCUGGGUAAAAUAUGUAUUAUGUUACAUUGAUUAUCCCAUCUAAAUGUUGUCUGUUACCUGUUUUUUGUUUGUUUGUUUGUUUCUACCUUCACCAACUUUUUCUAGCUCAGGAGGACUGUCACCAUCCUAACUAAUCAUCCUGCCUCUGAUUUUCUGCCUGCUGAAUCAAUUUCCCACUUUGGUGCCAGAUUAAUCUUCAGAAAAUAUUCCUAAUGGCCACUUCAGUCUCUUGCUUAAAACAUUUGAAUGCUUAUUCUUUAUUACAGACAUAAUGCUCAUAAUUCUAACUCCAGAAUUCAUAAUUUUCCAUUAUUGAUUCCAAUUUACUCACCCAGAACCUUCUCCUACUAAUUACUCACUUCUCUGCUUUCAUCAGAAUGAUCUCAAAACCUUCCAAACUCAUUCUUUCUCCUUUACAGGGCUUUGCUUGUCUGCCCUUGUAAUCUUGCCUCCAGUCAUGACUUCUUCCACAAGUCUCUGGAUCAUUUCAAAUCCACAUUUACCUUUUUGUUUUCUACUAUCCCAUAGAUUCUCUUACCUGUUCAAUUCUUUGGGUGUUUAAUCACAUGAAGGUUUGCUAUGGCAUUUCAUUACUUAAUGUUAUAUGAAAAUCCUUAAAUUCCCAGUUAAACAGAAAGGAACUGCCUCAUUUAUAUUUUUAGACUCAAUGCUUACACCAUCACAUGAGGCACUAAAUACUUGUUCAAUUGACAAGAAUUGAAUUGUAUAUUUUGCUAAGUCAUUUUGAAAAAAAUCUAAUAAACUCUACUAUUUAUCUA
Messenger RNA from Tupaia belangeri chinensis (Chinese tree shrew), 1855 nucleotides. It is a transcript of the gene GAPT, whose product is annotated as GRB2 binding adaptor protein, transmembrane. Gene Ontology annotation, cellular component: membrane. Bases 8 to 868 code for a protein of 286 amino acids. NCBI's taxonomy places the organism in Eukaryota, Metazoa, Chordata, Mammalia, Scandentia, Tupaiidae. The transcript has a single exon. Gene Ontology annotation, biological process: B cell proliferation involved in immune response; B cell homeostasis; immunoglobulin production involved in immunoglobulin-mediated immune response. The record is from RefSeq and is a predicted model, not a curated record.